Molecule: messenger RNA, 5739 nt
Organism: Plasmodium yoelii
Lineage: Eukaryota; Apicomplexa; Aconoidasida; Haemosporida; Plasmodiidae
Product: conserved Plasmodium protein, unknown function
Exons: 1
Coding region: 1-5739 (1912 amino acids)
Source: RefSeq, a predicted model, not a curated record
AUGGUGCGAAAUAAAAAUAUGAACAGCAAUGUGGAUUUGUGUGUUAAUCACGUCGACAUAAAUAAUAGUUAUGUGGAUAUAUUAAAUAUUCACGAAACAUUAGUAAAUCAUAUUCAAGCAAUAGCUCCCCAAUUUUACAGUUUGGUAGAAACUAAUUUUAAUUUAAAAAAUGAAACGAAUGAAACAGUAAAAAGUGUAAGUCAUGACAAUAGUGGUAAUGCUGAAAAUAGCGAAAAUAGUGAAAAUAGUGAAAAUAAUAAUAAUAGCAAUAGUAGCAAUAAUAAUAAUAGCUAUAAUAAUAAUAGCAAUAACAAUAAUAGCUAUAAUAACAAUAGCUAUAAUAACAAUAGCUAUAAUAACAAUAGCUAUAAUAAUAAUAGCAAUAAUAAUAGCUAUAUUGACCAGCGUAAUAACAAUUUAUCGUUUAAAAAAAAUACCACACAUUCAAUUAAUAACAAAGAUAAAGAUAAUAUAAAUUUUUCAAAAAAAACUCAUAUAUACAAUUUGUAUACAAAUAAUUAUGGUCCUAAUUAUUACAACUGUAAUAGUAUAUCGUUAAAUUCGGACCAAGUUCCAAACAAAUAUGAUGAAUAUAUUAAUUAUGAGAUUAGCGACAAAAAAUUAUUACCAAGCAAUAAUUUAUUAUAUAAAAAAAAUAAAACAGAACAAAUAAUAAAAUUAAAAGAAAAGAAGAAUGCUUGUUUUAUAAAUACGACAUAUGGCAAUUAUGAUAGUAAAAAUAAACGUAUUUUAAAAAAUACCGAUGAACAGAAAAAACAGUUAUACGAAUGUUCCAACAUUUGUAAAACCCCAAUUAAUAUUGAUCAUGUAAAUGAUAUAAUUUAUUCGAGACAGCUAGCUAUUAAUAUAAAUGAUAGUAAUGUUGCUAAUUCUGAAAAUUUUAUUCAAAUAAAUUCAAGUCAAAUAAACAAAGAGUGUAUUAAGAAUAUACGAUAUCCUGAAUAUUAUUUAAAUAUCAAUGGUCAAGAUCAAAUAAUUGAUAAAAACAUAAAUGACAUUGUUUCCCUUGGUAAACAAGUUCGAAAUAGUGACUUUGAAUAUUUAGGAGGAUGUAAUGUUGCAAAUUUUGAAAAAGAAAUUAAAAUUUGUGAAAAUAUGGAAAAAUAUGUUAAUUGCAAUUAUCAUAAUGACUUAAAAAUGGGCACACACUCAAAUUUCGAGAUUCAAUAUUGCACCAGUUGCCCUAAUUUAAAAAAAAAUAUGAUAAAAAUAAAUAAUAUAGAAAAUUGCUUAAAAAAUACAUGCACAAAUCAUAAUUAUAUGAACAGGUCAGGUAAAAAUGAAAAAUAUGAAAAUGUUUAUACGUUGAAUAGUGGUGAAAAUGGCGAAAAUGGCGAAAAUAGCCCAAAUAGCCAAAACAAUCUCAAUUACGAAAAUUUUUUCCCAAACAAUUUGAAUAAUAUUCAUGCUGAUGAUAAUCUAGAAGUAUUUGGUACCAAUUUAUCAAAAUAUGAUAUAAACACAUGUAAAGAUAUUAAAAAAUAUAAUGAAAUAAAUAAUCAUUUUAAUUUUUUAAAACAUGAACGAGAAAUAUAUAAACCAAUUUAUUAUAAUAAUUGUAACAGUAAUGAUGACACAGAUUUUUCAAAGGAUAGCAACUAUUCUAAUAAGAUUAUUUUAAAUAUAUGUGAUGAAAAUAAUUUAUUUAAUAAAUUAAAUAAAGAUAACUAUAUUCGAAUGGGAGAUGAAAUGAAAAAUUAUGUACAUUCAGGUAAAAUUCAAUUUGAUUUUAUAAAAAAUGAAACAAACUAUAAAUUACCAAUUGAGAAGGGAAAUAAUAUUUAUAAAUUUGAACCAAAUAUUAUAUUUGAUCAACAAAUUUAUAAUAAUAUGAAAAAUAAAAUUUAUGAUAAUUAUUAUUCGAAUCAUAGUUCUAAAGAAGAUAAUAAUACAAAUGAUCAAGAUAAUAGAACACAUAAAUAUGAUGAAAAUAAUAAUAACCAAAAUAGCAGAAACGAUACAACAAAUAGUGGAGGUAUUGGAAUCGGAUUGAAUAACAAAAACACAAGUGGAAACAAUGAUGAUGGUAAUGAUGAUGAUGAUAAAAGUCGAGAUGGAGAUAAACAAAAUUGUAAUUAUCACGAAAUAAAUGAUGAAGAAAUUGAGAAUAAAAAUAAGGAUGAAAAAAAAAAUCAAGAUGAUGAAAUAAAUGAGAAACAAACUAACGAAAUAAAUAAUAAGAAAAAUAGCAACGAACAAAUUGUUACACACACUAUUAUGGAUAACCAUGAUACAGAAGAUGAUGAUGAUGAUACAAUUCAAACAAAUGGGCGACAAUUUUGCGAUUCUGAAAAUUGUAUCAUAUCUAAAAUAAAUGGGUCAAAAGGUGUUCCUAACGAUAUUAAUAAUAGUCAUAAUAAUAAUAAUAAUAAUAACCAUAAUAAUAAUAAUAACCAUAAUAACCAUAAUCAUAAUUAUAUGGCUUAUAAUAAAAGCUAUGCUAGUGAUAGUACCUUCACAGAUGUGCACAUAUAUGAUAGAAAUGCCGACACAGAAUCAAUUAAUAAUUUUGUUGAUUCAAAUAUGGCAAACAGUCAAGAAAAUUUUAAUAUAUUAAAUAAGCAUAACAAUAAUAAUGUUACUAAUAUGAACGAAGGAAAUUAUUUUGGGAAUGAUGGAAGAACUAACUAUGUCAAUCGCAAUAAUGGCAAUAAUGGUAAUAAUGGAAAUUUUCCUGAAAAUAUUCAUAACUGUUUUUCUAAGAAUAAUAUAAAUAAUGAAACGUUAAUAAGUAAUAUACAAGUGUUAAGUGGAAAUAAAAAUGAUAACUCAUUUAGAAACAUAAAAAAAAACUCUAUUAAUGAUAUAACUAUAAGUAGUCACAAUUAUAACAAUAAUAAUAAUAGCGAAGCUGGUAAAGAUUUUUCAAAUAAUUUCCAAGGGAAAUAUUUAAGCAAUUACCCAAAUAAUUAUUCAGGAAAUAUCUCACCAAAUUUUACACAUAAAUUUUCAAAUAGUGAUAUACAUAAUAUGUGUGAUAAUAUAUAUAAUAGUUAUAAUAUAAAUACACGUGAUCAAAACAAUAAAUGCUUAAAUGAUGUUAAUAAUAAUUGUGUAGAAACAGAUUUGCUCAAAUUUACAAAUAGCACAUAUAUGGAUAUUCAUAAAAUCAUAAAAAAUGAUGAUAUGUUAAAAAUGGAAUUUACAAAAAUGGAAGAUUGUUUUAAAAACGUUCCAAUUUCAAAUAAAGUUUCCAAUAUUGAUGGAACAAAAAUUUUAGGUAAUAAUAGUUUAUCAGAUUCCAUUCCUGAUAAAAUACGAAUAAAUAAUAAAACCAAUUCUAUUAGAGGUAAUGAUAUUAAUAGAUAUAAUGGAGGGUCUAAAAAUAAAUCCAAAAAUAAUUCUAAGGAUAAUGAUAUGUCAAGAAUGUAUGAUAACUAUAAACAAUUAUUAACAUUAGAUGAUACUAUGAUAGAUGGAUAUAAUAAUCAAAAUUUUGAUGAUUUAUAUUUUCUGCAAAAUAAUAAUAUUCAUCCAAAUGUUUUAAAUAACGAUAUAAUUAAUGAUAGUAUAAUAAAUAAUAAUAUUGAAAAAAUAAUUGAUAUUAUGAAUAUUAAUAAUGAAAAUAUAAUAAAUAAAAAUGUACCACUUGAAGGAAAUGGAAAUAUGGUUAUUUCAGGUUCUGGUGGAACUGGUUUUGUUGGUUCUCCAUCAGAUGUAAGCACUUCUAAUCAAAUUAUGAUUAAUAAUAGAUCAAAUUGUAAUCUAAGAGAUCAUAUAAAAAGCAUGCAUAACAAUAUUCCACAAAAUUUGCAACAAAAUACAUAUAUACAAGGAAAAGAAAAAAAAAGAAAAAUAACAUGUAUUAAUACAAAUAAUGAAAAUACAUGUACAAUAAUAAACAAAUUAGAUAAUAUGAAAGAUUGUGGAAUUUUAAAAGAAUUUGAUGAUAAUAAAUGUAUAAACACUAAUCAUACUAGAUAUAAUAAAGAUAAAAAAAAAAUAUAUCAAAAAAUGGAUAUAAGAAUGUUAAAUAAAACUGUACAAAAAAAUAAAGAAAUAUGUACAAAUUGUUAUAUACAUUAUGAUCAUUCAAAAUCUAGUUAUAUAUUAACAUUUAUUAAUAGAAAGCAAAAAAAACAAAGAAAAAUAUUCCCAGUCGAACCAAAUGAAAAAGAUGAACCAUAUAUAAUAAAAAUUAUAAAUUAUAUAAAUAAAUUAAAAGAAGAAAAUAAAAUAUAUGGAGUCAAUGCAAAUGGAAAUAUCAAAGAAAUAGAGGAAGGAAAAAAUAAUUUAGAACAUAACAAACAACCACUUGGUGAUUUUUCAAACAACCCUCACAGAAACAAUAUAAUCAAACCUGUAAUAAAUAAUGUAAGAAUUGAAAAUAUUAUUGAUAAUAAUAAUAAUAAUAAAAGAGGUAGUAUAUAUGGGGUUUCCGAAGGAAAUAGAAAUAACAAUUUUUUUGAUGCACGAAAUGGCUCAAAUCUUGGUGUGUAUGUUAAUCCAAAACAAUUUUCAAAUGCCAAACCUGUACACAAUGAACAAUAUGGAGAAGAUGGAAAUUUAAUAAUUAAAAAAAAUAACAACAAUAAUAAUAACAACAAUAAUAAUAACAAUAACAAUAAUAAUAGUAGUAAUAGUAGUAAUAAUAGUAAUAAUGCAGGGGUUAAUAAUAUGAGGUCAGGAAAUAAUUUCACUAAACAAUUUCCAAAAAUUCCAUAUAUUCAACCAAACAAUAUGAAUUAUGCACACACUGAUAUAGCUAAUAUUAAUAACAGAAAUAACAAUUUUAUAAAACCCUUAAAUUAUUUUGAUAAUAUUUCAGCUAGCCAAAAUAUGGAUUUUAUAAAUUAUAAUAUCCCAAAUAAUAAAAUCGAUUUUAAUAUGGUUAAUAACCCGUGUGCAGAAGAAAAACAGCCAAUUAAUUUAUUUUACGAUCAUGAUAAUAGCAGUAAUAGCAAUAAUAAUAAUAAUAAUAAUGGCAAUAGUAAUGGCAAUAAUAAUGGAAAUAAUAAUGGCAAUAAUAAUGGAAAUAGUAAUGGCAAUAGUGGGACUGGGCCGAAACAAGGCGAUGAAAAUUAUGUAACAGAUAUUAAUAUUAUUCACAAUAUGAACCCUGAAAUAGCUAAUAACUUAAAUGGUGGUAUCAACCAAAAUAUGAGAAUGGGGAACAUAAAUUAUGCACAAAAUAUGAAUGAAAAUUGUAAUCGAAUAAAUAGUGUACCCUUACAUAUGAAUCAUAAUAUGAAUAAUCAUUUUCAUACAAAUAUUAAUGAUAUAAAUAAUAACUCUUUUGGUAAUAAUUUUUAUGAUAAUAUUCCUUCUGAUAUAAAUGGAAAAAAUAAUAUAUAUCCAUUUUCAAAUAUAAAAGGAAUGAAUAUUAUGAAUGUUAAUAAUAAUAAUCCACAUUCAUCUAUUUCACCAUCUGGUCGUGGAACUAUUACAACUAAUUCACCAUCUCCUAAUAAUUCUAUUAAAAAUAAUCAACACAAUAAUAAUCAACACAAUAAUAAUCAACACAAUAAUAAUAACAAUUUGUUAAUAAAUCAAAAUAAUGAUGAAUUUCAUUCAGCUAAUGUUAUGAAUAAUAUGAAUUUUAAUAUUUAUCCUGGAAACAAUAUACCAAAUAACGAUGAUACCGAAAUUAUCAAAAAUUAUAAUAAUAUAAUAAAUGAUUAUCAGAGAAAUAUAUUUAAUUCAAAUAAUUAUGGUAACACAAAUAGUAUGGAGUCCAUUUUAUCCCUUAGAGGGGGAAGUGUGCAUAAUAAUGAAUAA